CGCAGGUGGCGACGAUCGGGCGUGGGGCCGCAGGGGCGCCUCUGUGCGCCCGGGGUCCGUCUAAUUUUUUCCCCGGCGCUUCUCCGACUACGAUCUUGACACCGGCCGGCUCGCCGUGACACCAGGUCAAGACCCUGCAGCCUCGCGCACGCACCUUGUCGAGUUUACAUCUACCGCCCACGAGAUGGCUCCUGCUAAUGAUGCCGCCGCUGACACUGCGGUGCCGGCAAAGGCCGCCAGUGCGGAUGCGGACGCCGCCGCGUUGCCGGCGAGGAGGGACGACGCGGUCGUUCCAUCCCCCUGGAGAGAUGCGCCCCGUGCGGCGGACGCCUGCGUGCCUAUCCUGGGCGUCGCCGAGCUGUGGCCGGAACUGUCCCGCAGCGUGGCGGCGGCCAAAGGGAAGAAGGCGCCGGCGGCCUCUUCCUCCACCGCUGCCGCUGCUCCAAACCCCAUGGCUGCACUCCGUGAACAGGGAGCAACCAAUAAACAAAUCCACGGCGCUCCCACUGGCCGUCACAGCGAUCGCACCGUCGUCCCAACUGCUGCCGCGGAACCGGAGCAGCCGCCGAUGCACGCGUCGAGCCACAGGAUCAGCCGCAAUGCCGGUGUGCGAGGCCACCACCACCAGAGCGGCCGUUUCGUGCCGCACCACCACGGCCGAGGCGGCCAAGGGUUCCACGGAGGACGAGGGAGCAGGAGGCCGGCCGGCAGCGCUACCGGCAGAGGCAACGCCCAUGCCAAUGGCAGCAGCACCUACCUCAACAGAGGCGGCGGCCGGCACGGGCAGGGGCACCGUGGAGGGUUCAACAGGCAACCGCAUGGGAGGGGUCACGAGGACCGGCACACGCCAUUGGGUCAUCCAGAAGGAUAUGUCGAAGCACCGCAUCACAUGCAUCCACCACCGUUGAUGUUGCCGUUCAUGCCCAUGGUGUCGGGUUUCACCGUCAUUAUAUAA
Molecule: messenger RNA, 955 nt
Organism: Panicum virgatum (switchgrass)
Lineage: Eukaryota; Viridiplantae; Streptophyta; Magnoliopsida; Poales; Poaceae
Product: protein FAM98A-like
Exons: 3
Coding region: 185-955 (256 amino acids)
Source: RefSeq, a predicted model, not a curated record